This is a messenger RNA of Cotesia congregata, 1783 nucleotides long. The record is from the annotation of a GenBank genome assembly. NCBI's taxonomy places the organism in Eukaryota, Metazoa, Arthropoda, Insecta, Hymenoptera, Braconidae.
CACAGAGAAGAUGAUCACGCAGUAAAUAUUAAUCUAAUCAGUUGAAAAAUAUAUAAACAAGCGUUUACUGCAAUAUGCAUCAGUAACAGCGAGAAACACUUUAGUUUAUUCUUAAUUAAUACCUUCAGUAGUAAACAGAUUGUGCAAUUGUUCACAUAAUAUAAUAUUGAUAAAAUUCCUUACAAUGGCGUUCUUUACAAGGUCCUGGAUUUUGGACCUUUUAAUUUUAGUGAUAGGACUGAUAGUCUUCACGUAUUUGUACAUGACGCGUAAAUUCAAGUACUGGAAAAAUCGCGGAGUUUUUGAGUUAACGCCUACUGCGUUUGUUGGAAAUUUCGGGGACUGUUUGAUGACCAAAAAGAACGCCGGCGAGUGGAUAAAAGAUAUGUACGAUAAAUGUUCUGGUCUGCCUUUUAUUGGAUUUUAUGUUUUUGAUCGACCGUGCUUGUUAAUACGCGACCCAAAACUGCUCAAGCAAAUAUUAGUGAAGGAUUUUAACGCUUUUAGCGAUAGAUUUGUCUCAGCAAGUCCUCAUGAUCGCAUCGGUGACGCAAAUUUGUUUAUUAUAAAAAAUCCCCAGUGGAAAUUAGUAAGAACUAAGCUGACCCCGAUUUACACUUCAGGAAAAGUCAAAAAAUUGUUCGAGCUGAUGGAUGUUGUCGGGGAUGAUCUGCUUACAUUGAUGGAGUCUGAAAAUUUGGAAGGAGAAGGAAAAGAAUUGGAAUUAAAAGACUUGUGUGCGAGAUUUACUACAGACAUGAUUGCAACAACCGCGUUUGGUAUCAGAGCUAACUGUCUCAAUGAUCCAAAAGCUGAGUUCCGAGAGUAUGGACGCAAAAUUCUUGAAACUUCUUUCAAGCGGAAUUUUGAGAUUCUCUCGAUAUUUUUUCUGCCCCAGUUUCUUACACUUUUUAAGAUCGAAUUUUUGCCGAGAGAGACUGCCGAUUUUUUGAGAAAUACUUUGUGGGAAGUUAUUAGGGAAAGAGAACGACAGAAUUUUCAGAGGGGAGAUUUAGUUGAUCUUUUGAUUGAGUUGCGCAAUAACAAAACUGAAAUAUUUAAAGAUGAAUUUGAUUUUGACGGAGAUAAUUUACUAGCCCAGGCUGUAGUAUUCUUCACCGCGGGUUUUGAAACAAGUUCAUCGGCUUUGAGCUUCACGUUGUACGAGAUAUCUCUUCAGUCAAAAAUUCAGGACCGAUUGCGUGCAGAAAUAAUAGAAGGACUUGAAAAAACAGAUGGAAAAGUCACCUACGACUUGGCUUCAAGCUUGCAGUAUUUAGAUAUGGUUAUCUCCGAAACACUGAGAAAAUAUCCUCCGCUGCCAGUAUUAGACCGCGUGGCCACGGAAGACUAUAAAAUUCCUGACUCAAAUCUCGUUCUCAAAAAAGGAACACCCAUUAUGGUUCCCAUGCUGGGCUUGCAUUACGACCCAGAGUACUUUCCAGAUCCUGAAGUUUACGACCCCGAGCGAUUUUCGGAAGCUAACAAGAAGAAAAUUCUACCUUGCACUUACUUACCUUUUGGAGAAGGUCCUCACAAUUGCAUCGGCAUGCGAAUUGGUAUGCUUCAAACGAAACUUGGUCUGAUUAAAUUAUUGUCUAAGUAUGAAUUCACUCCUUGUAAGAGAACUUUAAUACCAAUGCGUCUUAGUAAAAAAGCGUUGCUAGCAACCGCUGAUGGGGGUGUAUUUUUGCAAGUUAAAAAACUUUGAAUUAAUUCUUAUUAAUUUAAUUUAAUGAACAUAUUUAUUGUUUUUUAAUUUGUUAAAAUAGAAGAAAUUAUA